Messenger RNA from Porites evermanni, 1282 nucleotides. NCBI's taxonomy places the organism in Eukaryota, Metazoa, Cnidaria, Anthozoa, Scleractinia, Poritidae. The record is from the annotation of a GenBank genome assembly.
AUGGAAGUCGGCUCACGUGUAGUCCGUGGUCCGGACUGGAUGUGGGGAGACCAGGAUGGAGGAGAAGGAAAUGUUGGAACCGUGGUACAACAUGGUCAAGAUAGAAACCUUCCCGAUGGAACUGUUUUAGUUGUUUGGGAUUCUGGAAGACAGGCUAAUUACCGCGCUGGACAUUCGGAAAAGUUUGAUCUUCGGAUUUUGGACUGUGCUCAAGCAGGCAAGUAAAUUAUUCACUUUCGAUUUGGUCACAAAUUUUUCCCUUUAGAACAAGAGUGUUCCAAUCUGUUUCAGGCCACUUUCAAUUUUGACCUACGAAGACGAGUAAAUAUGUUUACGUUGUUACACCACUCUUUUAUCACUGAAUCUUUCACCCGAAUUUGUCGGUGCCAAUUUGGAUUUCUCUAUUUCUUCCCAACAACGUAACGAUAAAAAACCUAAAUUACGUCUGCAAAACUCAAAGAUUUUGGAUUCUAAACGGAAUUUGCAUAUUGACGAAGCUGGUGAUUAGCUGGUCGACACGGGUUGAUGAAAUCCACCGUCAAGUAGCUACAACUGUUUUCUUAGUUGUAAUGUAAGGUUCUCGCUGCCCUUGUGAGCUCGAAAUUAGUACUAAUGAUGAACAUAUAUAUCUGAUCCCAUUUUAAAUCAGUCUCCGUCAUCGAAGUCAAGUUCAUGCAGCAUAUAUGUUUUUGAAGUCAUGUAAACCAUGCCGUUUGUUGAUCGUUUUUGUCAAAGUGUUGAUAAGGAAUUGCCUGAGUUUAGUAACACCCUUUCGAUAUGCAACUAUAUCAGAACACGCUUGCAGAGGUUAUGGUUGAAGACACAAAUUAUACUGUACUUUAAUACUGUCAAGAUAUUUCUGAGUAAGCGUCUUUUUAUACCUUUGUGGGGACGACAACACUGAAGGCGGAAGUACACAUCCGGGAUUCAGCGACUUGGUGAUGUUUACAGUCAUAAGAAAAAAAUUCAGGGAUCAACAAGAAUACGCAUUUUUCUGAUCAUUUAUUUCUUACCCAUAUAAAUUUACAAUUUUUUUUCUAAAGCAUUUUCUCUUUUUUGGCUUUUCCUCAUAUUAUUUGAUCCUUAAUUUUGUGAUUAAUGGGACUUGUGUAGGACAGAUUGAUUAUAUUAUUUUCACAAUUUAUGUGGCAUUUUAUGAAAGAGUAAGAUAAAAGUAAGACUGUGUAUAAGGCACACAUGUACCCUAUGCCUAGGAAGUAACUAUUCUGAAAUGCUGUCUCGAUGCUGCUGUAGGUGUGAAGCACACUUUUGUCAAAUGUGA